AUGGCCGCCGAUCGCUCGUGGGCCUCUCGAUGGUGCCGGGCGGGGAGCGAGCCGCUCGACGAGGUGCUGGUGCGCGACGUGGAGGAGACGCAGCGGCCGCCGAUUGCUCGCUACUUUGCCGAGGAGGGCAACGCCUCUCCCGCCUCGCCUCGGCUACAGCGCGCCACACAGCUCGAGUUGCUGAGGCUCUGCUCCAAGGCGCCGCAUUCGGCGACGCGCGAGGCAAACCUCGCUGCGCUGGCCGCUUCUCGGCAGCGAUUGCUGCAGGCGGACGGCGAGGAUCUGGGGCAGGAGGACGAGCUGGCCGACGAGUUGCGUGCCUUUUGCGCGAGGCACGCGCUGUGGCCGCACGGAACAGAGACGCUCGUCCUGCGGCACUUCCGCGUCGGUGGCCGCGGCCUCGCUGCUGCAGCCGACCUGUCUGCCGGCGACACCGUCCUGGCGGUGCCAGAGUCGCUGCUGCUGCUCUCGUCGUACGACGGCCUCGCCGCCGCCUUGUCUGCCGCCGCCGGCGACUCGCUCCACGACGACGUGCGGCUCAGCCUCGCGCUGCUGCUCGAGAUUGCGCGAGAUCAGGCGGGCGCGUGGGCCGAGUACUGCCGCUUCCUGCCCGAGCGGCCGCCGAGUGCGCUGCACUGGGCCUCGCGCCAGCUGCAGAGGCUGGCGCACACCCCGCUCGUCGGCCGGGCGCACGCAGCCCUCUUCCCGGCGCUGUCGCUCGCGCUGCCGCAGCUCUUCCCGCCGGCGAGCUUCUCGUGGCGCCGCUUCCUCUGGGCGUACACCGUCGUGCAGACGCGCGGCCUGGUCGUUGGCGGCGGCGCGGAGCCGCGCGCACGCCGCACGGUGCUCGCCCCCGUGGCAGACUUGCUCAACUACUCGCCGACUUCGCCGCUCGCGUGGCCGUCCCUCGAGGCUGCGGGCGCCGCAAGGCCAACGGGGCCGGUGGCGGAGGGGCCUCCUUCAGCCACGCUCGCACUCACGUUCCGGCUGCUGAGCGCGGUGCCGGCGGGGCGGCAGCUCUGCCUCUACUACGGCCACCCGCUCGCCGCUCGAGAGUGCCGCCUCUCCUCGCUCGAGAGCCUCGAGCACUAUGGCUUCGUGGACGCGUCGGCCCUGGAGCGAGAGGCGGUCGAGCUGUGCCUCGAGCCUCCGGAGGAGGAGGGCGAGGAGGGCGAGGAGGGCGAGGAGGGCGAGGAGGGCGAGGCCGACGCGGAGGGCGGCGAGGAGGGCGGCGAGGAGGAGGGCGGCGAGGGAGGGGACUGGGCGGCGGCGGCGGCGGCGGCGGCAUCCGGUGGCGGGGCGGUGGCUCUGCUCCGCCGCGCCGCCCUCGCGCGAGUUGGGACGACGCACUACUUGCGCGCGAGCGGACCGCCGAGCCGCCGCCUGCUGCGGGCGCUCCACUGGGGCACCGCGCCGGCGGAGGAGCUGCUGCCGCUCGCGCGCGCCGGCGCGGAUCCUGCGGCGGCGCCGCUGACGCGCGAGGCGACGGGCCGCGCGCACGAGGCCUUGCGCGCCAUCCUCGCCUCGCUGGGAAAGCCUGGCGGCGGCGAGGAGGGCGAGAGCGGCAGGGCGGCCGACGUGCAGGCGGCCGGGCCGGGCGGUGACAUCAGCGCCUAUCUCGCGUUUGAGAGGGCGGUGGUGGUGAAUGCGCACCGGCAUCUCGGUGUGGCGGAGAAGAGCGCUGCGGAGACCUAG
Messenger RNA from Emiliania huxleyi CCMP1516, 1695 nucleotides. RefSeq lists its product as hypothetical. Gene Ontology annotation, molecular function: protein-lysine N-methyltransferase activity. The record is from RefSeq and is a predicted model, not a curated record. The transcript is spliced from 4 exons. Gene Ontology annotation, biological process: peptidyl-lysine monomethylation. Bases 1 to 1695 code for a protein of 564 amino acids. Gene Ontology annotation, cellular component: nucleus. Lineage: Eukaryota; Haptophyta; Isochrysidales; Noelaerhabdaceae.